This is a messenger RNA of Oppiella nova, 495 nucleotides long. NCBI's taxonomy places the organism in Eukaryota, Metazoa, Arthropoda, Arachnida, Sarcoptiformes, Oppiidae. The record is from the annotation of a GenBank genome assembly.
AUGUCAAACCCUCCCAUAAACAUCGACUCGAAAACGGCAGCCGUAUUUCAGCGCAAGAAUUAUGAGUUAGUGCGGGCACUGAGUUCCGGGUCCUUUGGACAGGUGUUUAUGGCUAAGAGGACUGAUGGGAGCGAUGAGAUAGUGGCCGUCAAAGUGAUGGACUUGGAUAAGGCGAACGACAACUUGAAGAAUAAGUUUUAUCCGCGAGAAAUGAAAGCCAUGAUUGACGCGAACCACAGAUAUAUCAUCCGACUCUACGAUAUAUUCAGAUCCAAUCACAAGUUGUAUAUAUUCAUGGAGUUCGCGGGCAAUGGAGACCUCAGCGGUUACAUCAAAAAACAUAAAGCAAUACCCGAGCAGUUGGCCUGUCGUUGGUUCACUCAGACAUCCGAAGGACUCAGUUAUCUUCACAACGGGCUGUUUAUAGCGCACCGGGACAUCAAAUUAGACAAUGUUUUGCUGAACAGUGAAAAUGAGGCCAAAUUGAGUGACUUU